AUGACGGUUAUUGUUUUUCUGCUUGACAACAGCGCAGCAAUGAACCAGCGCACUUUUCAAGGCACUACGUUACUAGACGUAGCAAAAUCUGCGAUAGAGAUUUUUUUCAAAAUAAGGAUGAGCAAAUCAAGAGUAGAUCGUUAUUUUGUGCUCACUUUGAAUUCUGACAUAAGUUAUGUCAAACUUACCGGUUGGAAACAGAAUGUUGAUCUUCAGUUACUUCAUUCUGCCUUAAAUAAUAUAAAACCAGACGGUUUAGUUGAUUUGUCAACUGGUAUUCAAAGAACAUUCCGAAUGUUAAAUAUAAAUAGAUUGCAACUCGGACUGGAAAAUUAUGGGAUGGGGAUUUAUCCAUCAUGUAUUGAACCUUCUGUAAUAAUAUGUAUUACUACUAGCAUAGGCUCAUACGGUUUUGAUGGCCAAAUUUUCAAUGAUGCAUCUAUAACUUCCAUAGAAUCUGCCGUUCUUGGGAAUGUUUUGACAAAAGAAACUUUCCGUUGGGAUUACCGCAUGUAUUCUCUGGUACUUCGUUUUCCCGCAUUUGUCAGUAAUAUUCAUGGUGGUAGCUCCAUAAGAUCAGAAACAAUCUCGCCGCUUAAAAGACUUGCGGAAGAAACUGGCGGUGAAAGUUUUGAUGUUUACGACGGUCGGGAACUCCACCAAUGUCUUGACUCUCUUGUCACAAAAUGCCAACCUGGCGUGGUUUUAAAAUUACGAAGGUCUACUGACUGCGUUGAUGCGGCUCUCCAAGAGAAGUUCGUAAAGCAGUUGAUGUCAGUUAAGCUAAUGGGAAGGUCAUCGUCUUGGCCUAUCCCAGAACAAUUUUGGCCUGAUGAUGAGAUGCUAGCAUCAGAGUUGCCACCUAGAAGUGCACAUCCUGAAGUCCUUGUAUCUAAAGUUCCUGUGGUGGAACCUGAGUUGCCCGAGUAUUUCCCUGUCGACCGUUACGAGUUGACUCCAUCACAUUUUACGAAAGAGUUUCUAAAUUCGUCGGAGCAAAAUAUGGUUUGGCGGUGUUUCAGCUAUGGUAUCAAAAAGAGUCAGAAUGCACCGUUUGGUUAUUUAAAAGUAUCAAGUGAUCUCCAGUCAGUACAUCUGCAUAUACUUCCUUACAAUUAUCCUGUAUUUCUUCAGUUACUUGGUGAUAUAUGUGAUCAUAAACGUAUGACGGAAGCCUGGGGUCAUCAGUUUGUGAACUAUCUAGGAACCAUACCGAAAUAUUACUUUAUGCCCCUAGCAAAGGCGUUUGAACGAAUAGGGUUUGUUGGGAUGAUUAAGCCUGAAGCUAUUGACCGUGCACUUCCUUAUCAGUUGAAACAUUCUUUGCAAAAGCUUCGGCAUUCAGCUAAAAUUGAAUACGAUAACUUCGUGCGUAUGACACAAACUGACAGCCCCACAAACCCAACUGUUACUUUACCAUCAGCCUUAUUGCCUUUACCUUUGUGGCCGCUACGUGAAUUUAAAUCGAUGUAUAUCAAACCUAAGCGUCUUCAUUCAAAUUCUCCCCGACCUUGUAAUAUAUCUCGAACCAAGUUGCGCAUAGUUUUGGGAAAAAUGAGGCAUGAACUUGAUAACCUCCUAAAUGGUUCAUCUAGCAUCCGAGCAGUUGACUUGAUUCAUCAACAACCAGUCGCCUUAAUGGGUGAUUAUGUUAACUACAGAAAUUCCCGGCAGGUCGAAACACCUUUGAGGGAGAUAAAUCCAACUCCUGAACGGUCGGAUACAUUCGGAAACCCUUUCCGACGGAAGUCUACAUCCUUCGUCGCGGAUGAAGGUUUCGUUGAUGAGAUGGAUUCAUUGCAAGUUAAUUCUUGUAAUCCGAAUACAGUUUUGCUCAACUUUGGGCGAAAAAAGUCUGCACAAACCACCAAAAAUCCUCAAGCAAGAGUCAAAGGUCCCUUACCUCCGUACAUUAAUCACCUAAAUUGGCGUUUUUUCUCGCCGAAAUCUUCACCGCUGUCAUCGCCUAGAUCUUCGGAUAAUACUUUCAGUGAAGAAAUAUCAAGCGCGAUUUCAUCUCCCACAUAUGCCGACAAUUCCCCUUCCUUAAUAAACCACUCAAGAUUCGCCAACCAAGCAAUUAUUGAAAAAACAAAUACUUUUGAUACUAAAAAUGCAUCGUCAUUGGAAAGUUUUAAAUUAAACAAAAAAUUAUGUUCGAAUUAA
Molecule: messenger RNA, 2166 nt
Organism: Schistosoma mattheei
Lineage: Eukaryota; Metazoa; Platyhelminthes; Trematoda; Strigeidida; Schistosomatidae
Source: the annotation of a GenBank genome assembly